CAUCUCAUCUCUUCUCUCUCAAUUUUUUCUCGUCUAUCACUCUGCUGGUCGUCGUCAGGGCAGGUAAGAGGAUUAGGGUUUAGAAUGGAAGGUGGUAAUGGAAAUCCAGAACAGUUAUCAGCAGAGGGUGCCAGAUUCCUUGAACAGGGAAUUGGGUUGUUAUUCUCUCGAUGGAAUGCACUUCAGAUGGCUGUUGCAGACAAUUGGGGAGGGGGUGAUUCUAUUCUGAAGUCACAGAAUUUUGCUGCAGAAGUUUUAUUAUGGUUCACCCAUCCGAACGAAGCAGUACUAUACAUAGAUGAUUUGGAAGAUAUUCUGGACGAGUCGAUGGUUUCAUUAUUCGAUUCUGAGAUAGAAGACAACAGUAUUGAAGAGAUUGCUGAGAAACUGAUGGUGAUGCAUGAAGAAUGUUUGCAGGGAAAUUAUAAUUCAAUUCAAAUAUUAUUGAAUGAUGAUGUUCAUCAUAUUAGACAGGCAGCUGCUGCUGCUGCUGCUGCUGCUGAUGUUAUUGAUGAAUUUGAAGCUAUGGUACUCGUGGAGAAUCCUGGGCCUCAGGCUAGAGUUGAUGAGCCUAAUGCUCCUGAAGUAGAUGAAGAAGGAUGGAGAAUAGUUGGCCCUAGAAGGAGAAGAAGGAACUAGCUAAGGUCAAUUGCUCUUCUUCUCAAGAACAGAAUUGGAUGUGUUUAAUUAUUUGUGUUAGGUAGAUCUACUAGUUUUUGUUUAUAAAGCCAUGGAUACUAUAAGUUCAUAUAUUUCCUCUUUUUCUUUGAUUGUGGCAAGUAUAGGGUUAACUCAAAUUCAAUU
Messenger RNA from Impatiens glandulifera, 804 nucleotides. RefSeq names its product pre-rRNA-processing protein TSR2-like. Lineage: Eukaryota; Viridiplantae; Streptophyta; Magnoliopsida; Ericales; Balsaminaceae. The transcript is spliced from 2 exons. Gene Ontology annotation, cellular component: nucleus. The record is from RefSeq and is a predicted model, not a curated record. Gene Ontology annotation, biological process: maturation of SSU-rRNA from tricistronic rRNA transcript (SSU-rRNA, 5.8S rRNA, LSU-rRNA). The coding region runs from base 85 to 639 and encodes 184 amino acids.